AUUUUCUGAUGAGGUUUAUAUCCAACGUGGUGGGACUCUUGAAUUUGAAAAAGAUGCAUUACCAUCCAUUAGUCUGUCCUGCCAAUCGAUUAAGAGUACUCUAUGUGUAUGGUUCAAGAUCUUGAAGGCAAGACAUAUCUUAAAAGACGAGCUCUAGAAGAAGUAAAAGAGCUCAGAACUAAAAGAGCAGAUAAACAGUCCAUUCUGCUUUUGGAUGCUUUCAAUAAAGAUCGAGCAUCUUUGCCUCAACCAUUGCCAAACCCUCCACCUUUGGCACCAUUGCCUGUACCUGCACCUGAUCCUCGGACCCAGGAAAUGAUAAAUGAAAAGUUGAAGAAAGCUGAGGAUCUUGAUCAAAAGAAAGAAGUAGAGAUCAUGAGAGAGAAUCCAGUUGUGACCGAGACCAAGCUGAUAGUCAUGACUGAGGGAGGGAUUAUGAUCGAAGGAGCAGAGAUCGUGACAGGUACAAUGAUCUAGAACGUGGUAGGGGUUAUGUGCACUCUCAGACUUAUGAUUCUAGAAGUCACCACAGGUCAUGUUCAAGGUCUAAGGAAUGUUGCAGGGAUUAUGACUGUCACAGGUUCUUUAGCACCUUUUUUAGUUGCCCAUUUGCAAACUCGGUCUCAUUCUGGUCCUGUGUCCCGGAAUAUGAACAAUUUGAAAGGCAUGAUAUGCUAUAAAGUAAUGUGUAUGUGAUCUACAUCCCCUACAAUCUCAGCAUAAUUCCAUCCCUUCACUAGCUGAGUAAACUAUAGUUUGAACCGGCUGUAAUGUUCCCUUUUCAGAGAAGCUCAACGUCAGGGGAUACCACCUGGUACUUCCCCUAGACUCCGCCUAUGAUGUAAUACAAAGAGUUUAUCAAG
Molecule: messenger RNA, 863 nt
Organism: Rubroshorea leprosula
Lineage: Eukaryota; Viridiplantae; Streptophyta; Magnoliopsida; Malvales; Dipterocarpaceae
Source: the annotation of a GenBank genome assembly